UAUGGACAUUUCAAGGGAAUGAUUCCCCAACAACUUGGAAAUCUCUCAAGUUUGCUCUAUCUUGGGCUUGGACAUAAUUUAGACUUAUAUGUUGACAACCUUCAUUGGGUGUCUAGUCUUUCUUCAUUGGAAUCACUAGACUUAUCUUAUGUUGAUCUUAGUAAGGCAUAUGAUCAUUGGCUUUUAGCAAUAAAUAUGAUCCCUUCCUUGCAAGAAUUACACUUGUCCUAUUGUUAUCUUAGUCAUAUUCAUUUUCCAUCUCACAUAAAUCUUACAUCCCUUGAGACACUUGACCUGAGUUACAACUCUCUUGAGCUUCGAGGUUCAAUUCCUUGUACCUUUCGAAACAACAUGAGCCUUUUAAAAUAUCUUGAUUUGUCUCGCAAUAAUAUAGACUCUGUCAUUCCUAAUUGCUUAUUUAGUUUUUCUAAUCUUGAACACCUCCACCUUUCUAAUACUAAACUGCAUGGAGUUAUCUCAAGUGAUGUAGCAAAUUUGACCUCUAUAGUCAGUUUAAACUUGAGAAGUAAUGCUCUAGCAGGAAAAAUCCCUUCAUCUAUGGGAAAACUCUGCAAUUUGAAAGAAUUUGAUUUAGGAGGCAAUAAUUACAAAGGCAGUGUCUCAAUGGUUUUCGAAAGCUUGUCAGGUCGCCUUUCUAAAAGUUUGAAGUCACUGAAUUUGGGGAGGAAUUUUUUCGAUUCCUUUGGUGGCCAAUUAGUGGAUAAAAUAAAAGAUUUUGAGAAUUUAGAUGAUUUCUCUCUUCAAUCUAAUAAAUUUUCAGGCCCCAUUCCAAUUCCAAUAUUUAAAAACAUAAUAUCCUUGAAGUCUUUAGAUCUUUCUUAUAACAAUUUUAGUGGACCUCUUCCUGAAAGCUUAGAUUCUCUCUCAAAGUUAGAAUCUUUCUACAUUUCCAAUAACCAUUUCAAUGGUCCUCUACCAAAAAAUCUCGGGUCUCUCUCACAAUUACAAAAACUAAUAAUUUACAGUAACCAUUUUAGUGGUCUUCUACCAGAAAGUCUUGGGUCUCUCUCACAAUUACAAACACUAAUAAUUUCCAAUAACCAUUUCAGUGGUCUUCUACCAAAGAGUCUUGGGUCUCUCUCAAAUUUAGAAUAUCUUUCAAUUGAAUCAAAUUCUUUUGAAGGUAAUGUGUGUGAGUUUCAUUUUGCCAACCUCAAAAAGCUUAAGCACAUAUUUGCUUCUGAAAAUAACUUGAGCUUUAAAGUUUAGAUUGGACUCCUCCCUUUUCUCUUGGAACCAUAGAAAUAAGAAAUUGGAACUUAGGUCCUCAUUUUCCUACAUGGCUAAAAUCACAAAAAGAUAUCUUUAGAAUAGACAUGUCUAAUACUGGAAUUUCAGAUAUCAUUCCUUCUUGGUUAUGGAAUUUUUCUUCAGCUGAUAUUGACAUGUCAAGAAACCAAAUUUAUGGGGAAAUUCCUAAUUUUCUAAAUGAUGGUUAUUAUAUGUUGAACUUGAGUUACAACAAGUUGACAAGACCAUUACCUCAUAUCCCAGUUUGGAACAUGCUAGAUCUUUCAAAUAAUUACUUGUCUGGUAACAUUUCUAAUUUCCUUUGUGAUCCAAAGAGUUCUAAACAAAAAGUUAUUGCCUUAUAUCUCGAAAAUAAUCUUUUAUCAGGAAAGAUUCCUGAUUGUUGGAUGUAUUGGCCAUCAUUAAAUUUGAUAAACUUGGAUAACAAUAAUCUAAGUGGAAAAAUUCCAAGCUCUGUGGGAUCUUUACUCAACUUAAUGUCAUUGCAUCUACAAAAUAAUAGUCUCAGUGGAGAAAUACCAAAGGCUCUGAAGAAUUGUUCAGCUUUAAAAGGUCUUUAUCUUGGUUUUAAUAAGUUAGCGGGGACUAUACCAAGAUGGAUUGAAAGUCUUCCAACGCUGCGUUUUCUUGUCCUUCGUUCAAACAAUUUCACAGGUCAUAUUCCAAAUGAACUCUGUAAACUUUCUAUGCUUCAAGUAUUGGAUGCUAGUGAUAAUAGUUUGACGGGGAAAAUACCAAAAUGUUUCAACAAUUUAACUGCUAUGAGUUCUAAAUCACAGAAUAAUCCAUUUCAAUAUUAUCUUGGCGUUAAUAAUCAAAGAUCUAGGGAGAAUGCAAAUGUGGUUAUCAAAGGAAGGGAAAACCAAUACAACACCAUCUUAUACCUCUUAAGUACCUUCGAUCUAUCUAGCAACAAAUUAUCAGGAGAAAUUCCAGAACAACUUACAAGUCUCGAUGCGUUGCAAUCAUUGAAUUUGUCGGGAAAUUAUUUGAGUGGGAGCAUUCCUAAAAAGAUUGACAGUAUGACCGCCUUAGAAUCUCUUGAUCUCUCAAUGAACCAUUUGUUUGGUCACAUUCCUACAAGUUUGUCAAGUUUAUCAUUCUUGAGUCACUUGAACUUGUCAUACAACAACUUGUCGGGACAAAUUCCAAUAGGCACGCAACUGCAAAGCAUGGAUGCUUCUAGCUUUAUGGGAAACAAAUUGUGUGGACCGCCGCUCCUCAAAAAGUGUAUUGAAGAUCCUAACACAACGCAUUCAAAUGCAAGUAAUGAAGAUGGAGAAAGGGAAGAUGAUGAAUAUUGGUUCAGAUUGGGCAUAGGAAUGGGGUUUGGAGUGAGCUUUGUGGGUGUCAUUGUUCCGUUAGUGGUUUGCGGAUUUUGGAGGCGUGCUUACUUUUGGUUUUUCGAAGAGUAUUUGUGGAACAAGUUUGUGGACUAUCUUAUCAAAAUAAAGUACAUGUUUUGAAAGUAUUUGUGUCAGUCACCUUUUAAAGUCCUUUUUUUAAUAAGGAACGUGUUAGUUAUGUCUUUUUUGUAAGUUUGUUUCAUGUAUUAUCAUUUUGGGAGAUAUCACCGUGUUAUGUUAUUGUUUCAAAAAGUUUAAAGAG
Cannabis sativa is the source of this 2880-nucleotide messenger RNA. Its product is annotated as receptor-like protein EIX2. Gene Ontology annotation, molecular function: protein binding. Bases 1338 to 2738 code for a protein of 466 amino acids. The transcript has a single exon. The record is from RefSeq and is a predicted model, not a curated record. Lineage: Eukaryota; Viridiplantae; Streptophyta; Magnoliopsida; Rosales; Cannabaceae.